AUGGAUGACGGUAGUAUGCAGCUGCAGCCCGGGCGCAGCGUGGGCUUCAUGACGCUUGGCUGCUCCUUACAUGACAUCCUCACCACCAUCAAAGCUGAAGUCAAAGCCUUCCCACGAUUCCAACUCUACUUUGACGACCUCCACCCCAUUUCUUCGCCUGUGCAACUCGUCCUUCCUGACAACGGUCUGCGACUGCAGUUCGAUGGUCCUGAUCAGCGGCUGCGUUUGAUAGAGGUACUCGACUUCACCAAAGCACGACUACUAUACAAGGACAUCGAAGUGUUUAAGCUCGUGGACAUGCAUGGAGGUGUAGCAGGACCCAGGUUCCGGCAUAUCUACGAUAAGCUCUUGGGUCCCACAUACGGAGGCGAGUACAUACCGCCUAAGUCUGAAGACCCAAACGCAAGAGGCACCUACAACCUGUCGUAUCCCGGUAUUGCAUUCAACUUUCCAGUACAGCACGCUGCGUACUCACCGAAGAAGGACUUCAUCUCAUUGUUGUCAUCCUCAGCCACGGGUCCUGCAACCUCCAUGGCGGUAUUCAGCGGCGAGUCGUGGCAGAAAGCUCGGUCGACACUGUUCACAGCGACCCCCUCCAACCCUAGAUCUUCGGCGCUUGUAGGCAUCAAGGGCCCAGGAGGUGGGCCCGACGAAAUCGAGACUGUCAAGGUACACGGCGAAGGGAAGGUUGAACUCGUCAGACGAUCAAGCCCUCCCUUCUGGAUAGUCCUCAGCGAGACGACGCCUCAAGACCUCAUCAUGGAACUUGGAGCGCCAGACUCUAUAUAUCGCAAGAACGAUCACCGAUUGUCGAUCCACAAAGACCGAACGACCAGCGAUGCGUCCGAUCACUCUCCUGGCGGUCUGACACCCGAGGACAUGCUUGACUCAGACCGCGGCUCAGCAAUCGGCACAGACACGGAGGAAGACUGGGAGGACGAUGACGAUGCAGUGCUUGAAGCCCAGGAGCGUGAAAUUGCGGCAGCAGAGCACUUCUACAACUACUACCAUCACGGCUUCGACAUUCUGGUCUCGCAGCCCACACAGAUAUCCCCACCUUCGCCCACGGCAGAGCGCAAAGAAGCAGAUCUACACAAAGAUGGCGAGCUGAGCGCGCAGCCACUCAAUCACCUGACUGCGACCAAGGUCAUCUUCCACGGCAACAUACCAGGCUCGUAUCAGUUCAAUCGGCAUCGGAGGAGCAGGUGGACACUGGAACAUGUCCCUUCGACGCAGUACCGAGAAGCGUUAAACUCGGAGAUGCGUUUCAGCGACAUCUCCGGUAGGCUGAAGGAGGUUUUCAAGACGUAUUAUGAUAAUGAGGAGCAAGAACGGUUGCAACAGCGCGGCAUGGCCUUGAACAGAGGAUGGGGCGAUAGUCCUGGUAGUAGCUGCGAACUUCUUGGAGGUUGGGAGGACGCGUCUGGUCGGAGGAGCAAGUUCGCGAAUGCAGGGAGUGUCACGGUGGAUGGUGUUACCGAUGUUGGGAACGUGGAGCUAUUUGGGUUCCCGGGCAUGGUGUUUGAGGUGUUGAAGAACGGCGCUGUGAGCUCUUUGACUGUCUACUAA
Molecule: messenger RNA, 1569 nt
Organism: Ascochyta rabiei
Lineage: Eukaryota; Fungi; Ascomycota; Dothideomycetes; Pleosporales; Didymellaceae
Exons: 2
Coding region: 1-1569 (522 amino acids)
Biological process (GO): Golgi to plasma membrane protein transport
Cellular component (GO): trans-Golgi network
Source: RefSeq, a predicted model, not a curated record